AUGGCUCUAACGCAGGAAUCGCUUCUGUCUGCGCUGAUAAAGGAGGGUGGUAAGAUUAAAAACUCGGAGUUGCUGUCCAUGUUUAAAACUCAGUUAAACUGCAGCGAUCCGACCGAGAAGAAGCAAAACCGAGACCUUUUCAAGACGUGCGUAAACAACGUCGCGGUGGUGAAAGAGAUUGAGGACACGAAGUAUGUCGUCCUGAAGAAGAAAUACCAGCAUUUACUGGAACCUCAGUCGGAUCUGAGUGAUCAGAAGGACGAUGGUGGAGGUAUUGAUCUGACGGAGGUGGCCCAACACCCGGCAGGUGAGGACACGUCCAGGAGUGCGCAGUCUGAAAGUGCAACAGCAGCUGAGAUGAACAAAUCAGAACAAACUCCACCAGACACUGAAACAAACUCAGCAGACUAUCCAGAACCUUCUUUCAUAGAGCUGGCUUUACAAAGACACAACUCCAUGAGUUUUAAAGCAAGAAAGUCCAUGCAGUUUAAAGUGCCAUUGAAGCCAAAUACUGAAGAGGUACAAUCACAGCAACUUGGUACUUUUUCGUCUGGCAAGGCUGAGACUGGCAAACACAAACCUCUUGCACUGCCGUUGAGGAUUCCUGUUGUUAUCACUCCUCCAUCAGAGAUUAAAAAUGAGCAAAUUAAAACUCAAUCGACGGACGACAACUCAACCAAGGUCCACCUAGCUCCAGUGGGCUCUAUGCUGGGACCUCAGAGCUCACCCAGGUUAAGGAGAAGGUCUCAUACAGACAUCGCAGCAAACCCAAACACUCUACACUUUAGGAGUGCUAAACCCUUAGAUGAGCCCAAAUAUGGUGAGACAUUCCCACUUGACACCACAGAACACGGAUGGAUGGUGACGUCUGCAGCAGGUCGCUGGGGUUUAGUAUACGGCUACCUGUUAAAAGACGCCCAUCUGGCUGAAAAAAGAGAUUUCAUCUCUGGCUUCACAGCCCUGCACUGGGCGGCCAAGUGUGGAAAAAGUGACAUUCUCUGCAAGAUCAUUGACAUGUCCAGAAGAGACAGCAAAGGCGUGGACAUCAACACCAAAUCCUUUGCUGGCUAUACUCCACUGCAUAUUGCUGCCAUUCAUCAUCAAGAGUAUAUCAUAGGCAUCUUGGUCAAAGAGUACGGUGCCAACUGCCAUAUUCGGGAUAACUCUGGGAAAAAGGCACACCACUACCUUCACAAAGGAAUAUCUGAAGAGGUCCGAGAGAUGCUUGGAGAACCAAAGGUGGUACGCCCUGAGCUGCAGAAGAACACAGAGGAUGGAGACACUCAGAAGCACAGUCACACCAUUAGCCGGCUUUUCCAGCCCCAAACAGUGGGCUACAAGAAGAAACCCAAGUCCAGAAAUACCUUCUUAUCCAUUGCAGAGGACUCAAGAGAAGAAAGGGACGAACAUGGCUCAAUUAUGCACAGAGUUAGGUCUGACAUAUUUUCCUAA
Messenger RNA from Trichomycterus rosablanca, 1452 nucleotides. It is a transcript of the gene sowahab, whose product is annotated as sosondowah ankyrin repeat domain family member Ab. Lineage: Eukaryota; Metazoa; Chordata; Actinopteri; Siluriformes; Trichomycteridae. The coding region runs from base 1 to 1452 and encodes 483 amino acids. The record is from RefSeq and is a predicted model, not a curated record. The transcript has a single exon. Gene Ontology annotation, molecular function: protein binding.